Molecule: messenger RNA, 1554 nt
Organism: Closterium sp. Naga37s-1
Lineage: Eukaryota; Viridiplantae; Streptophyta; Zygnematophyceae; Desmidiales; Closteriaceae
Source: the annotation of a GenBank genome assembly
AUGAGAGAGCACUUUGCCUACCUCGCGACCCUCGCCCGUCGCCCUUGCUUUCUCCGCCCACUGCCCUCACCCCGCCCGUCGCCCUCGCCGCCUCGCCGCCCGUCGAGGUCGGUUCCCUCGCCCGUCGCUCUCGCUUCCCCCGCCUACUACCCUCGCCUCGCCUGUCGCCCUCGCCGCUUCCCCGCCCGUCGCCCUCGCUUCCGCCCGUCACCGCCCAUCACCCUCCCUUCCGCCCGUCACCCUCCCUUCCACCCGUCGCCCUCCCUUCCGCCCGCCGCCCUUCCUUCCCCUCGUCGCGCUUCCUUCCGCCCGUCGCCCUCCCUUCGUCUCGUCGCCCUCCCUUCGUCUCGUCGCCCUCCCUUCCUCCCGUUGCCUUCCCGUCCGCCCGCCGCCCUUCUUUUCCCUCGUCGCGCUCCCUUCCCCCCGUUGCCCCCCUUCGUCUCGUCGCCUCUCUGUCGCUCGUCGCCCUCCUUCCCGCUCGUCCCCUCGCAAUCCCCGUCUCUCUCUCCCCCCGUCGCCCUCUCUUUCCCCGUCGCCCUCCCAUCCACUCCUUGUCCUCGCCAUCCCUCCCUUCUCCCUUCUCAUCUCGCACACUUCUCUCUCCCCGGCAUCUCCCUCGCUCCCCACGUCCUCUUCCCUGCUUCCCCCCAUCCCCUUCCGUGCUUCUCUCCAUCCCCUUCCGUGCUUCCCCCCAUCCCCUUCCGUGCUUCCCCCCAUCCCCUUCCCUGCUUCCCCCCAUCCCCUUCCCUGCUUCCCCCCAUCCCCUUCCGUGCUUCCCCCCAUCCCCUUCCGUGCUUCCCCCCAUCCCCUUCCGUGCUUCCCCCAAUCCCCUUCCGUGCUUCCCCCCAUCCCCUUCCGUGCUUCCCCCCAUCCCCUUCCGUGCUUCCCCCCAUCCCCUUCCGUGCUUCCCCCCGUCCCCUUCCGUGCUUCCCCCCAUCCCCUUCCCUGCUUCCCCCCAUCCCCUUCCCUGCUUCCCCCCAUCCCCUUCCCUGCUUCCCCCCAUCGCCUUCCCUGCUUCCCCCCAUCCCCUUCCCUGCUUCCCCCCAUCCCCUUCCCUGCUUCCUCCAUCCUCUCGCACUCUCACUCUCCUUCCCCCACCCUCUGCCCUGUUCCCACCUAGGAAACCCCAUCCCUGCCUUUUCCUCCCACCCUCCUUCCCCCACUCUCCCUCCUCCUGCACUCUCUCCCUCCGUCCUCUCGCACUCUCACUCUCCUGCACCCUCUGCCCUGUUCCCACGUGCCCUCCCCAUCCCUGCCUUUUCCUCCCUGCUCCGCCCUUCCCUCCCCCAGCCGUUCACAACCCUUCCCUUCCUUUUCAUGCCCUACCCUUCCCCCUCACUCCUCACCUUCCGCCCUCUAAUACCCAUGCAUGUGCACCCAUUAGUGUCUCCCCAUACAUGCUUUCAUUAUGUGCGCUUGUGUGUAUUCCCCUGCCGUUGUUCCCUUGCACCUCACUCCACCUCCCCCAUGUUUCUUCACACGAAUCUUUCUGCCUACUCCAAUCUCCCCUAUUUUUCAGUGGUGAAGCAGAGGAGCAAGCUGAGGCGCAGCUAG